Harmonia axyridis is the source of this 945-nucleotide messenger RNA. RefSeq names its product ADP-ribosylation factor-like protein 1 (gene Arl1). The record is from RefSeq and is a predicted model, not a curated record. Gene Ontology annotation, biological process: vesicle-mediated transport; intracellular protein transport. The transcript has 4 exons. NCBI's taxonomy places the organism in Eukaryota, Metazoa, Arthropoda, Insecta, Coleoptera, Coccinellidae. The coding region runs from base 163 to 705 and encodes 180 amino acids. Gene Ontology annotation, cellular component: cytoplasm; Golgi apparatus. Gene Ontology annotation, molecular function: GTPase activity; GTP binding.
GAAAAUUGAUACUCAUAAAAUAAAAUACACGUCAAAAGGGAAGAAAUUUUUAUUGUUAUUUGAUUAUUUAUGUUUGUUGAAGGAUUACGCAGGAAUUAUUGUAGAAUGAAUUGAAUAUUUGGAAAUAUUUCAGAUUUGUAUAAGUGUAGACUUUCUUAUAAAAUGGGUAUGUUAUUCAGCUAUUUUCGAAGCCUGAUCGGGGCGAGAGAAAUGAGGAUAUUGAUAUUAGGAUUGGAUGGUGCCGGUAAAACAACAAUUUUAUAUAGACUUCAAGUGGGUGAAGUAGUAACCACAAUACCAACAAUAGGUUUUAAUGUCGAACAAGUUACUUAUAAGAAUUUAAAAUUCCAAGUGUGGGAUUUGGGUGGACAAACAAGCAUAAGGCCAUAUUGGAGAUGCUAUUAUAGUAAUACAGAUGCAAUAAUCUAUGUAGUAGAUUCUGCUGAUAAGGAAAGAAUGGGAAUCUCUAAGGAUGAACUCUUCCAUAUGCUUAGAGAAGAAGAACUUGCUGAUGCUGUUCUUGUAGUCCUAGCUAAUAAACAAGAUAUACCUGGUUGUAUGUCACUGAAGGAAGUUCACCAGGCGCUAGGCUUGGAAGCAUUAAAAAACAGAACUUUCCAAAUUUUCAAAACAUCUGCAACAAAGGGAGAAGGUUUGGAUAUGGCAAUGGAAUGGUUAAGCAACACUUUGAAAACUAGGAAAUAACAUUUCAGAAAUUCUAGUCCUGUUUUUAAAAUUCCCUGUAUUCAUUUGUUGAAAGGCCUUAAUGGAUGUACACGUGAAUUCAUCAAUAUUUGUGUAUUGAAUUAAGUUAUUUAAUAUAUUUGUUUUACGUUAUUACUUUUUACUUUGUCAUUCCAUUGCAUUAGAUCAUCUGUGAAAAAUGGAUAUCACAUAUAUCUCUACAUCAAGAUUUUGUACCAUAAAUAAAUUAAUAAAUGUGUA